This is a messenger RNA of Rhineura floridana, 1837 nucleotides long. RefSeq names its product meiosis specific nuclear structural 1 (gene MNS1). The transcript is spliced from 10 exons. Gene Ontology annotation, biological process: cilium organization. NCBI's taxonomy places the organism in Eukaryota, Metazoa, Chordata, Lepidosauria, Squamata, Rhineuridae. The record is from RefSeq and is a predicted model, not a curated record. The coding region runs from base 175 to 1680 and encodes 501 amino acids. Gene Ontology annotation, cellular component: motile cilium.
GAGCGCGUGUUUCUUUCGUCGAAGAGAGGAAGAGGCGGAGGCGGUCCGGCUUCCACCGGAAGUGUUGCUGGCGGGCCCCGGUUGCUAGGGCAACGGUGAGCUUAAGCGGGAUCCUGCUGCUGGAGGAGGAGAGGAGGCCGCUGCCGCCGCCUCGGCGGAGGGAAGGGGAAGAAGAUGGCGAUGGCACGGAGGGGUGGUCGGUCACAGCUGACGGCAGCACAGCAGCUGGAGCAGAAGCAGCACGAGGCCUACUUCCAGGAAAUGAGGGAGUUGGAGCAUCAGAAGAAGGUGCAGCGGGUCCGACAGCUAGAGGUGAUGUGGGAGGCCGAAGACCGUGUUGAGCAGAAGCGUGUCACCCGGCUGCUGAAGGAGGAGGAGCAUGAGCAGCGCAUGGAAGCAGCUAUCCAGAGGGCAGAAGAGAAUAAAAGGUUGAAGGCGCUGGAACUGCAACAGGAAGAAAAACUGGCUGCUGAGUUAGCAAAAUUAAACCAUGACAAACUUAAAGAUGAAAAGAUGAGACAGCAAAUAAGAGAGAACAGUAUUGACCUGCGGGAGCUGGAGAGAAAGCUGAAAUCUGCUUACAUGAAUAAAGCGAGGGCUGCCCAGAUGGUGGAGAAAGAAGCACUGAAACACGAAAAAAUGAAGGAAGAUGCAGAGGUAUACAAAGCAAUGAAGGAAGAGCAAGAAAGAGCCGAAGAGGCGGAGAAGGCUGCAGAGGCAAGGCGGAAUCAGGAAAAGCUGCUUUAUCAGCAAGAACUGGAAAGACAAGUUGAGGACCGAGAGAGGCGGAAACAGGCUGCCUACGAGGAGUUCCUCCGAGAAAAGCUCUUGAUUGAUGAAAUUGUGAGGAAAAUCUAUGAUGAAGAUGAAAGAGCAAGACAAGAAAGACUGGAGAAAAUGAGAACAACUCAGAGGUUCAUAGAAGAAUUUAAGAAGGAUCAAGCUAUAAGGAAGAAAAGGCAGCGUGAGGAGAUGGAGGAGGAAAACAGAAAACUCGUGGAAUUUGCCAACAUGUGGCAGGAAAGAGAAGAUAACAGGAUGGCAAAAGUCCAGGAGAGUGAGGAGCAGAAGCAGAAGCUCCAGCAAAGGCUUGCGGAGGCUCUGGGAAGGGAGCAGCAGGAGCGGGAAGAACUCGAGCUAAUCCGAGCAGAGCUCUAUUUUGAAGAGCAAGUAGAGGCCGACCGGAAGAAGGAGAUGGAAGAGAUGGAGAAGAAAAUUAGGCACCGCUUAGAGUUGCGCAAAUCGUAUGAUGAACAGUUGGCCAUGAGGGAAGUGAUGCUGCAAGCGAUGAGGGAGGAGGAGGCGGCCUUCCGCCAAUCCACGCUAGCCAAGUUUGCUGAGGAUGACCGUAUUGAGCAGAUGAAUGCUCAGAAGCGAAGGAUGAGACAGCUGGAGCACAAGAAAGCAGUUGAGAAGCUUAUUGCAGACCGGCGGAAACAGUUCAUUGCAGACAAGGAACGUGAACUUGAAGAAAGACAGAUUGAAGAAAAAAGAAAAGGCAUAAUUAAUGACAUAAUUGAGGAAGAGCGCCAGAAGCUACUUAAAGAACAUGCAGUUAAACUAUUGGGGUAUCUUCCCAGAGGAAUUCUUAAAGAUGAGCAAGAUGUUGACAUGCUUGGAGAACAGUUCCGGCAAGCUUAUCAGAAGAGGAAAGGGGAUGGCCAGGGAGAAGACAACUGAGACUUGAGUUUUCUUCAGGACGUACAGCAAGGAGUCACUGGACUCAUUGAUACAGGCUGCGGUGUGCUUGCUACUAAGCAAUUUGUGCCCCUAAAUAAUUCCACAUGUAUUUCAACUGCCUUGAUUUGUAUAGUGAUAAAUUAUUUCUGCAACAGUA